Molecule: messenger RNA, 5033 nt
Organism: Pipistrellus kuhlii (Kuhl's pipistrelle)
Lineage: Eukaryota; Metazoa; Chordata; Mammalia; Chiroptera; Vespertilionidae
Gene: PTPRO
Product: protein tyrosine phosphatase receptor type O
Exons: 27
Coding region: 302-3949 (1215 amino acids)
Biological process (GO): axon guidance; regulation of glomerular filtration; peptidyl-tyrosine dephosphorylation involved in inactivation of protein kinase activity
Cellular component (GO): plasma membrane; glutamatergic synapse; GABA-ergic synapse
Molecular function (GO): protein tyrosine phosphatase activity; cadherin binding; Wnt-protein binding
Source: RefSeq, a predicted model, not a curated record
CCACCCCUCUCUCGCCCCGCGGACCCGCGCCUCAGCUGGCAGCAGCGCCUCGCCCACUCCUCCCGCCCUCCCCAUCCCUAGCUGCUCAAGAACGGCAGCGCCCGGCACGUUCCCGGAGGACCCCGGGGGCCGUACGGGAAGGAGAGCCGAGGCAGGGAGACCGGAACGGUAGCAGCAUGCGUCCUCCGGGAGCUGCCUCGGCGCCCAGGGUCUGAGCUGCAGCCCCAGUUCUCCAUCCAUUGUGAGCCGCCGCCGGGGCCCCGCUGCACCACCGUCCCUCUGGGUCCGCGGCCGCGCCACGAUGGGGCACCUGCCCGCGAGCACCCGCUGCGGCCGCCGCCUCCUGCCUCUGCUCGGGCUCUUUGUGCUGCUCAAGAAUGCUACAACACUCCACGUAACUGUUCAAGAUGACAAUAGCAUCGCUGUCUCUCUAGAAGCUUCAGAUGUCACAAGCCCAUCAUCUGUGUAUGUUGUGAAGAUAACUGGUGAAUCAAAAAGUUACUUCUUCGAAUUUGAGCAAUUCAACAGCACUCUCCCUCCUCCUGUUAUCUUUAAGGCCAGUUAUCACGGCCUCUAUUAUAUAAUCACUCUGGUAGUGGUAAAUGGGCAUGCGGUUACCAAGCCAUCCAGAUCAAUCACUGUGUUAACAAAACCUCUCCCUGUAACUAGUGUUUCAAUAUAUGACUAUAAACCUUCACCUGAAACAGGAGUCCUGUUUGAAAUUCAUUAUCCAGAAAAAUAUAAUGUCUUCACAAGAGUAAAUAUAAGCUAUUGGGAAGGUAAAGACUUCCGGACAAUGUUAUAUAAAGAUUUUUUUAAGGGAAAAACAGUAUUUAAUCAUUGGCUACCAGGAAUAUGUUAUAGUAAUAUCACCUUUCAGCUGGUAUCUGAAGCAACUUUUAACAAAAGUACUCUCGUGGAGUACAGUGGUGUUAGUCAUGAACCCAAACAGCAUAGAACUGCCCCUUAUCCACCUCGAAACAUCUCAGUUCGUAUCAUAAACUUAAACAAAAACAAUUGGGAGGAAGAGAGUGGCAGUUUCCCAGAGGACUCCUUCCUGAGGCCACAAGACACAACGGGAAGAGACAAACUCCUCGGUUUUACAGAUGAAACUCCUGACACCCCCUCUGGCAACUUUUCUUCUGGUUGGCCUGAUGUUAACAGCAGUGACUAUGAAACUACCCCCCAGCCAUACUGGUGGGACAGUGUGUCUGCCACUCCGGAAGGCGAGGACGGCUUUGCCAGGGUGCUUCCCUUGGGAUACGAAAAUGUCACACUCAGCGAGACCGAGAAGCCAACGUCAGGCUCCUCCUCAUCGUUCCCGAUGCAGAUGAUACUGAGCUGGUUGCCACCAAAGCCACCCACUGCCUUUGACGGGUUCCAUAUCCACAUAGAAAGAGAAGAAAACUUUACUGAACAUUUGACAGUGGCUGAAGAAGCACAGGAAUUUGUUACAGAACUGAAGGAGCCUGGGAAGUAUAAGUUAUCUGUGACAACCUUUAGUUCCUCAGGAUCUUGUGAAACUCGAAAAAGUCAGUCAGCAAAAUCACUCAGUUUUUAUAUCAGUCCUUCAGGAGAGUGGAUUGAGGAACUCACCGAGAAGCCCCAACAUGUGAGUGUCCAUGUUCUAAGCUCAACCACCGCCUUGAUGUCCUGGACGUCCUCUCAAGAGAACUACAACGGCACCAUUGUGUCUGUGGUGUCCCUCACCUGCCAGAAACAAAAGGAGAGCCAGAGGCUGGAAAAGCAGUACUGCUCGCAGGUGAACUCAAGCAAAUCUGUUAUUGAAAAUCUGGUUCCUGGUGCCCAAUACCAGGUUGUGAUGUACCUAAGAAAAGGCCCUUUGAUUGGACCACCUUCAGAUCCUGUGACAUUUGCCAUUGUUCCAACCGGAAUAAAGGAUUUAAUGCUGUACCCCUUGGGCCCCACAGCAGUGGUUUUGAGCUGGACCAGACCCUACUUAGGAGUGUUCAGGAAAUACGUAGUUGAAAUGUUUUAUUUCAACCCCGCAACCAUGACAUCAGAGUGGACAACCUACUAUGAAAUAGCAGCGACCGCCUCCUUAACUGCAUCAGUGAGAAUAGCUAAUCUGUUGCCAGCGUGGUACUACAACUUCCGAGUGACCAUGGUGACAUGGGGAGACCCAGAAUUGAGCUGCUGUGACAGUUCCACCAUCAGCUUCGUUACAGCCCCAGUUGCUCCAGAAAUCACUUCUGUGGAAUAUUUCAACAGUCUGUUAUAUAUCAGUUGGACAUAUGGGGAUGACACAACUGAUCUCUCCCAUUCUAGAAUGCUCCAUUGGAUGGUGGUUGCAGAAGGAAAGAAGAAAAUUAAAAAGAGUGUAACACGCAAUGUCAUGACUGCAAUUCUCAGCCUGCCUCCAGGAGAUAUCUACAAUCUCUCUGUAACUGCGUGCACUGAAAGAGGAAGUAAUACCUCCAUGCUCCGCCUUGUCAAGCUAGAACCAGCUCCUCCGAAGUCACUCUUUGCAGUGAAUAAAACCCAGACUUCAGUGACGCUGCUGUGGGUGGAAGAGGGGGUAGCCGACUUCUUCGAAGUCUUCUGUCAACAAGUUGGCUCUGGUCAGGAAACAAAACUGCAGGAACCGAUUUCUGUUUCUUCUCAUGUUGUGACCAUCUCCAGCCUUCUUCCUGCCACUGCCUACAACUGUAGUGUCACCAGCUUUAGCCACGACAGCCCCAGUGUCCCCACAUUUAUAGCCGUCUCAACAAUGGUUACAGUGAUGAAUCCCAAUGUGGUAGUCAUCUCAGUACUGGCCAUUCUUAGCACCCUGCUGAUUGGAUUGCUGCUGGUCACACUGAUCAUUCUCAGGAGAAAGCAUCUGCAGAUGGCUAGGGAGUGUGGAGCGGGAACUUUUGUCAAUUUUGCAUCCUUGGAGAGGGAUGGAAAGCUUCCGUACAACUGGCGUAGGAGUAUAUUUGCUUUCCUAACCCUGCUACCUUCAUGUCUUUGGACUGAUUAUCUUUUGGCAUUUUAUAUUAAUCCUUGGAGUAAAAAUGGUUUAAAGAAGAGAAAACUGACUAACCCGGUUCAACUGGACGACUUUGACGCCUACAUCAGGGAUAUGGCCAAAGACUCUGACUAUAAAUUUUCUCUUCAAUUUGAGGAGUUGAAAUUGAUUGGACUGGAUAUUCCACACUUUGCUGCAGACCUUCCACUGAACCGAUGUAAAAAUCGUUACACAAACAUCCUACCAUAUGACUUUAGCCGAGUCCGAUUAAUCUCCAUGAACGAAGAGGAAGGAGCAGACUACAUCAAUGCCAACUACAUUCCUGGAUACAACUCAUCCCAGGAGUAUAUUGCCACCCAGGGGCCACUGCCUGAAACCAGAAAUGACUUCUGGAAGAUGGUCCUCCAGCAGAAGUCUCAGAUUAUUGUCAUGCUCACUCAGUGCAAUGAGAAGAGGAGGGUGAAAUGUGACCAUUACUGGCCGUUCACGGAAGAUCCCAUCACUUACGGAGACAUCACUGUGGAGAUGGUCUCAGAGGAAGAGCAGGAUGACUGGGCCUGCAGACACUUCCGGAUCAUCUACGCGGACGAGAUGCAGGACGUGACACAUUUUAACUACACUGCGUGGCCUGAUCACGGUGUGCCCACAGCCAACGCUGCAGAAAGCAUCCUGCAGUUUGUGCACGUGGUCCGACAGCAAGCCACCAAGAGCAGAGGCCCCAUGAUCGUGCACUGCAGCGCUGGCGUCGGCCGGACGGGAACGUUCAUCGCCCUGGACAGGCUCUUGCAGCACAUUCGGGAGCACGAGUUUGUCGACAUCUUAGGGCUGGUGUCAGAAAUGAGGUCAUACCGGAUGUCCAUGGUACAGACAGAGGAGCAGUACAUUUUCAUCCAUCAGUGCGUGCAGCUGAUAUGGACGAAGAAGAAGCAGCAGUUCUGCAUCAGUGACGUCAUCUACGAGAAUGUCAGCAAGUCCUAGUCGGAAUCUGGACCAAACAGGACCCGGUGUGCGCCCAUCCUCCCUUGCUUCCAGAGUGUUGAGGGGCUUCUGCUAGCCAUUUUGCCAAGAGGAACCCCUGCUUUAUCAUAUGUGGCCAACGAGAUGGUGUAUCUUAUAGAAGCACCGGGAAGACUAAGCCUUAAAGAGCCUACAGUGUCUUUUGGACUCUUUCACUGCUGGACACUUAAGAACAAACCAAAUUCAACAGAACACCCGGAGGUCCAGACGCUCUGCGGAGAGCAGGAAGCACAGCCCCUUCCCAACAGUUUUGCUGGCCUGUCUCUGGUUGGGCUGAGUUUCUUGUUGCUGUUUUCAAGUGCAAUGAUUUUUGUCUGUGUAUGAUUUUAUCAGAAAGUUGAAUUGUUUCCUGCUCACACAAUUUGAUCAAGCCCAUAGCCCAGGAAGGAAAGGCAUUGUUAGUCUAAAAUUAUACCUCAUUGUUAGAAGGAGGCAUGGCCGCAUGUAAAGAAAUGGUGAUCCUACUUCAAGAAAAUUGAACCGGCAAUACCCACACCCCAACACUGAUCUAUGGGGUCAGGAGCAGGGAGGGUGGACUAGGCAAGAGAGAGAGGUUCUACCCAGAGACCAGCCACCUAUGUUUUCCAAAUACGAUAAAGCUGGGAUUCAGCUUCAAAGUAGAGUAGAAAAAAAAAUAUUUCAUUCUUAAUUGUUCUAGUUCUUGAUGGUUUUUCUUCCGCAUUAACAGUCGAGUGUUUCUUCCUUGGCCCUCUUGGACUCAUGUCGCCAGCCUGGUUCCUUUCCCACAAACCAGAUCUGUUUCGAAGAGUCGGAAGUCUGACUCUUCAGACGCCGCAGUGAUCUGAGCAAGCUGCGUGCCUAUCCUCUGCAUUGUUUUUUUUUUUUUCACACAUGAGGAGCGAUUUCUGUGAGAACCACAUCGGACGUGAGAACCGCACUUUCUUUCCCCCAAACAGCUGGGAGUUUCUGAAAAGACGGCCAUGAACUGCAGCACGCCAGGACACUGGCUGCCACCUUUUGUUUGUCUUUUAAUUGUCAAGUGUCCCUGUGAAUAUCAACAGAGAUUUCUCUUUGUUUUCUGGGA